Molecule: messenger RNA, 3954 nt
Organism: Chiloscyllium plagiosum (whitespotted bambooshark)
Lineage: Eukaryota; Metazoa; Chordata; Chondrichthyes; Orectolobiformes; Hemiscylliidae
Gene: adam8a
Product: ADAM metallopeptidase domain 8a
Biological process (GO): regulation of cell-cell adhesion; positive regulation of membrane protein ectodomain proteolysis; inflammatory response
Molecular function (GO): cell adhesion molecule binding; metalloendopeptidase activity
Source: RefSeq, a predicted model, not a curated record
CAGUCUUAGUGUAACAGUGAGUGAUCUACAUUCAGGGAUAGUUAACGGUGUGCCCAGAAGGAGACAGAGCUGUGUAUUACAGCAGAAUGCACUGGGUUCUUGUUACUCACGUCUCAUUGAUCGUGUGCUCAACAUAUGCUGCUUGUUCUCCCGGGUCUGACCCACUUCCUGGAGUGGUGAAGUAUGAAAUAGUGAAACCUCGAUUUGUGGACAGCAUCCUGACGAAAAGGGACCUGUCCCCAUCAGAGAUUAUCCAUCCUGAAAAAGUGACUUAUUCUGUAAAUCUGGAAGGAAAAGAAGUCUAUGUUCAUCUUGAGAAGAAUGGGGGUCUUCUGGUCGAUUAUUAUUCUGAAACACAUUACUUGGAAAAUGGAACUGAAGUGGUAGCCACGCCACAAUCUCUGGAUCAUUGUAAUUAUCAUGGUGUUAUUGAAGGCAUCAAUGAUUCCUCUGUCAGUAUCAGCACCUGUACUGGACUCAGGGGUGCGCUCAUGGCUGGGAGUAAUGUCUACCUCAUUGAACCUUUGGAAAGAACUCCAACUGGGCAACAUGCUUUGUACAGACAAGAGCAUCUGAGAGUGAAACGGGGAUCAUGCAGUACACGCAACUUGACACUUUAUGACCAUGGACCUAAAAUGGCAGCACUUUACCAACCUCUUGGCAGGAGAUCUGCAAAGGCUUCACAAAGCACCCGAUAUGUGGAACUUUACUUAGUUGUUGACAAUGCUGAGUAUAAAAAAUUCAGAGACCUCCUCACAAUUCGACAGCGUAUGAUGGAAGUAGUGAAUCAUGUAGACAAGUUGUACAGAUCAUUGAAUAUUCGUGUAGCACUGGUCGGAAUGGAAGUGUGGACCUAUUCAGACAAAAUUGCUGUCAGCUCAAAUCCUGAUAUCACUCUUGACAACUUUCUCAAAUGGCGUAGGAAGGAGCUCCUGUUAAAGAAGAGGCAUGAUAAUGCACAGUUUGUCACUGGAAAAGGUUUUGAAGGAACAACUGUUGGAUUGGCAACAAAAUCUGCUAUGUGCACCUCUCUGUCUGGUGGAGUAAAUGAGGACCACAGUUCAAACCCAUUAGGCUUGGCGUCCACAAUUGCACAUGAGAUGGGUCACAAUUUCGGCAUGUCUCACGAUGAAGACCACACAUCAUAUUGUCGUUGCUCUGGCUCAAGGGAAAGCAAUGGUGGCUGUAUCAUGGCAGAGAAAACCGGGCCAGUGUUGCCUGAAAGCUUCAGCAGUUGCAGCCAUCAGGAGCUGCAGCACUUCUUGGCAACUAGGAUGACAGACUGCCUUUUGAACAGUCCCAGAGCAGAUGAAUUGUAUGGAAAUCCAGCAUGUGGGAACCAGUUCCUUGAGCAUGGAGAGGAAUGUGACUGUGGUACUGUUGAGGAAUGCACCAAUCCUUGUUGUAAUGCUACAACCUGCAAAUUCAAGGAGGGAGCGGAGUGUGCUGCUGGAGCUUGCUGCCAGAAUUGCAAGAUUAAAUCAGCAGGACAAUUAUGUAGGGCCGCACAAAAUGAUUGCGAUCUACCUGACUACUGCAAUGGUGAGAGUGCUGAAUGUUCAGAAGAUGCCUUCAAAAUGAAUGGUUCUCCCUGCAGCAAUGGAAACGGUUACUGCUACAAUGGACAAUGCCCUACUCAUCAGCAGCAUUGCAUUACUCUAUGGGGAACAGGUGCUAUGGUGGCACAUGAUGACUGCUUUCAACAGAAUAUGAGAGGAGACAAAUACGUUCAUUGCAAAGCAUUUAGAAAUGGUUAUGAAGCUUGCCGGAGCAAGGAUGUUAAAUGUGGUAAAAUACACUGCGUUGGAGGAAACAAAUUUCCAAUCACUCAAGCAAUGUAUGAAGUAAAACUACCCCGGAACAAAUUGUGCAGGAUUGCAACAUUAAAUGAAAAGAGUGAUUCAAAGACUGAUCCUGGGCUGGUCCCUUUAGGAACAAAAUGUGGAGAUGGGAUGGUUUGCUACCAUGGUAUUUGCCAGAGCGUUGUACUUUAUGGAUCAAGAAACUGUUCUGGAAAAUGUAAUAAUCAUGGGGUUUGUAAUCACAAGAGAGAAUGUCACUGUGAUCCAGGUUGGGCACCACCGUAUUGUCUUACACGAAAUAGUAGCUUAUCUACAGGAAAUGCUGCCACAAUCAUCAUUCUCUCUGUGCUCCUCCCCUUCAUCAUUUUACUUAUCCUAAUAAGUGGUGCACUUCUAUAUUAUAAAAAAUGUUUGAUGAACCAUACAAGCAAAAUCUCAUGUGGUUUGUCAAAUCCAACAUUUGAACGAAAAGACCGAACCAAAUCGAAAGCCACGUAUCCUAGCAACAGAAGUCCACGUAUAAAACAUUCAUUACUUGUUGCCUCAAGCAAUGAUCAGCGACCGCAGAUUACGGUGAUACCCAAACGCCCACCACCUCAGCCCCCAAAACCAGCUCCUCUUAAGAGUUUUCCUACAACUGUUACAGCAAAACCUAUGCAGCAAAAAGUUGAAAAACUACAUGCACCACCUCCAGUCCCACCGUCCAAACAAUAUUCACCUAAACGUGCACCGGUUGUGAAACCUACUAUUCAGCCUCCAUUACCACCUGUCAAACCAUGCUUUCCAGCUGCAUCUUCCAAACACAUCCAGGUUGGUUACAAGCCAAAAGUUGCUUUAAGGCCACCAAAUCAGCCCAGAUGAAGAGGAAAUAUGUCACAACAUCAUUGUAUUUCAGACGCACAGCUAUGGAGCUGGUAGACUCGUUGUCUUUUUCUGUCAUGUCAGGAAGAGGAUAAAGCGUUAUCUUUGUUUCCUUGUCAUACAAGUUUGUACACUUUGGAAAAGAAAAUUUAAACAGUACAAGAUGGUUAGGUUCAAAAAGCAAAAAACUGAACAUCUCCAAUAAUGGUGCUUUCACGGUACUGUUGCCUUGAUAUUAUUAAAGAUACUUUUUUUUAUUUUAAUUAUGUAAAUUAAAAUAAUUCUCCUGCAAACUGUGAUGAGAUACAAUUUGUGAAGUAAUCCUUCUAUUUAGAAAGAAGCGAUUUUUGAAGAGAGGAAAUCCAGUAAAAUAUUACAUUUGCCUGCUUGAUUUGGUCUCUUACAAUGUUCUAUGCAUGGAUGUGAAUCAGCAGGAUCAUUUUCUAGCCCCAUUCCAGUAUUUGUGAAGAAACAACUUUGCACUUCAUUGUCCAGUUGAAGUAUUUAGUCUGAUUUGAUCAAAAUAAGGAUUUUUACAAAUUUUGUUUCAAUUUUUUUGGAGGUUUGCCUAAAUUAGUUGGUUCAAAUGGAAAACAAAGUCUAGUAUAGACUUAAUUAGACAAGUUGCCUAUACUAUACCAUAUUAAGAUUUGAUGAAAUUGGUCUCUAAUAUAAAAGCUAUAUGUCAUGGAUAACCUUUCCUCAAAAAGCUGAGGACAGAAUCAACAGGACACUCUGGUGAAAGGUCACUUACCCUAAACGUUAACUUUGUUACACUCUGCCCAAAAGCUGCCAAAUCCAAUGAAUUUAUCCAGCAUUUUGUCGUUAUUACAAAUCUCUUUUCUGUCCAGCAAUAAAUUGUUUCAUUUAGAACAAUUGGGAAUCGGCCUAAGUUGAGCUUCAUGUUGGAACUCUUUUGUCUGCAUGUCAUGUGACCUUGCCCAUGAUUGAACAAUCCUCCCAGUGCUGGUUGAUUUAUCCUUUGGUAUACCAUGUUCUCCUCUCAAUAAUAUUGUACCAUUUCAUUUAUGCAAGUUUACAAUUAAGGACAAAGUACUUAUUUUAUUUAUAAAGAUGAAUUAGCAUUCAUUGCACAGUCCUCUUUGGUACAUUUGCAGGGAUUUAAUUACUGACAUUGGAAAUAUAGCUGUAAGCCUACAGGUGACCCAAAUAACCAAUCUUAAAUAAGCAAAUCCCAAUCAGUAUAGAUUUGGGUAAAAACAAAUAAACAACAGAAAAUGCUGGGGAAACGCAGCUGAUCUGGUGAAGGGUCACUGGGCUCAACGUUAAC